UUCCAUUUCACAUUAUAAACUUUUUGUCCUUCAACAAAAUGGAAAUGGCUAUGUCUUCACAGGCUUCUUCAGAGAAACAAGCCAUGGUGCCCCAAGAAAAGAAAGUGAUUGUGAAUGAAAAGAGUGGUGGAAAGCUUGUGGGAAUACUACAUGAAGCUGGAUCUCUUCGAAUUGUCAUCAUAUGUCAUGGAUACAUGUCAUCGAAGGAUGAUGAAGUUGUGUUGAACCUUGCUACAUCUUUUGAUAGAGAAGGAAUCAGUUCCUUUCGUUUUGACUUUUCUGGCAAUGGGGAAAGUGACGGUUCGUUUCAACUAGGUAAUUACGAGAGUGAGGCUGAUGAUCUACAUGCUAUUGUACAAUAUUUCAAUGGAGCAACUCGUCCAGUUUGCACAAUCAUUGGCCAUAGCAAAGGAGGUGAUGUUGUUCUAGUGUAUGCUUCUAAAUAUAAGGAUGUGGAUAUUGUCAUCAAUGUUAGUGGACGUUUUGAUAUGACAAAAGGCAUAGAAAAAAGUUUAGGUGAAAACUAUGAGGAAGCUAUGGAAAAGCAAGGAUUUGUUGAUAUCAAAGAUCCAACAGGUACAAUGAAUUAUUAUAGGGUGACACGGGAGAGUUUGAUGGAGCGUCUAAAUACCAACAUGCACCAAGUUUGUCUCCACAUCAACCAAGAAUGCAGAGUGUUGACUGUACAUGGAACUGAAGAUGGAAUAAUCCCUGUUGACGAUGCGAAAGAGUUCGAUAAGAUCAUCUCUAAUCACAAAUUAUACAUUUUAGAAGGAGCAGAUCACAACUAUACAGCAGAAUUACAUCAAGUAGACUUGGCCACAGUAGUUUUGGACUUCAUCAAGACAUCCCUUCAGCAGGACAAAGAGACAGAUAAGGUAAACUACGCUAUGCCAUUGACUUAUAAAAGCUCAUCAGUCUCCCAACCUCUGCAGACAAGUGAAGUGAUAAAUCAUAUUCAAGACUUUCCACAAGAAGGUUGAUUUCUACAUGCUUUGGCUCAAUGAGGCUGCUGGUUUAUGAUCUAUGAAAUAAAUAAAAUGACCUUUACUUCAGUGUGAACCAUAUUUCAACAAGCAACUGUUCUUCACCUUUUUAGUAUGUGGUUUUUGUUCUUGGGGUCCAUUUCUAAGCUCUAUAGAGGGGUAUCAAAGAACCCCAUAAUCUUAACAAGAUAGAUGAGAUACUCUUUUCAUUGUCAA
Molecule: messenger RNA, 1202 nt
Organism: Cucumis sativus (cucumber)
Lineage: Eukaryota; Viridiplantae; Streptophyta; Magnoliopsida; Cucurbitales; Cucurbitaceae
Exons: 7
Coding region: 39-983 (314 amino acids)
Cellular component (GO): cytosol
Source: RefSeq, a predicted model, not a curated record